Molecule: messenger RNA, 955 nt
Organism: Sinocyclocheilus rhinocerous
Lineage: Eukaryota; Metazoa; Chordata; Actinopteri; Cypriniformes; Cyprinidae
Product: cyclic AMP-dependent transcription factor ATF-3
Exons: 4
Coding region: 56-664 (202 amino acids)
Biological process (GO): regulation of transcription by RNA polymerase II
Cellular component (GO): nucleus
Molecular function (GO): RNA polymerase II cis-regulatory region sequence-specific DNA binding; DNA-binding transcription factor activity, RNA polymerase II-specific
Source: RefSeq, a predicted model, not a curated record
GUUUCCUUAUUAAGACCAUGAUUUAAAUCUUGCUUCAAAUUUUUUAGAUUUCGGAAUGAUGCUUCAGCAUCCUGGUUUGGGUCCCUCGGAGAUCAGUGCGACUGCUUUGGUCCCCUGCCUCUCCCCGCCCGGCUCACUCACGCUGGACGACUUCACCAACUUCACUCCAUUAGUGAAAGAGGAGCUGCGCUACGCCAUUCAGAACAAACGCCUGUCCAACGGCAUGAGCACCCUGACCACUGACCGAGCGUGUAUGAACACAGAACGCCCCACUGAACUACCUGUGAUGAAGCGUGAGACCAAUCCAGUGGAGAAUGAAAGGAGAAAAAGAAGGAGAGAAAGAAACAAAAUUGCAGCAGCGAAAUGCAGAAACAAGAAAAAGGAGACAACAGACCAUUUACAAAAGGAGUCAGAGAAGUUGGAGUCCGUCAAUGCGGAGUUGAAAGCCCAGAUUGAGGAGUUGAAGAACCAAAAGCACCAGCUAGUUUAUAUGCUCAACCUGCAUAGGCCCACCUGUAUUGUCCGUGCUCAGAACGGCCAGACUCCUGAAGACGAGAGGAAGCUCUUCAUCCAGCAAAUCAAAGAGACCACCCUGCAGGGUCUGAAUCUUACCACAAGUGGACCAACACACACCUCAAUACCAACUAGCUGUGGGCAUCUCUAAAUCACAAGCUGUAUAGGCAAGAAGCUAAUGGUUUGGCAGUCCUUGCCAAGGAACGCUGGAAGGUUCACCCACGUUAUAAAGGACUAAACACGGGCGCCUGCCAUGCUGCCAGUUAAGGUCGAUCUGAUGUACACUGAAAGAGACUGUUAAAGCACUAAAGUGUUGAAGGACUUAUUUAAAUGUGUUCGUAAUUGUAUGUAUGUUUAACAUGAUAUGCUGUUUAUAUGCACCAAAGCCUGAUGUCAUGUUGAUGCUAGAACAACAUGAUUUCAUUUAUUUAUCAGCUUGUUG